Effrenium voratum is the source of this 1338-nucleotide messenger RNA. The record is from the annotation of a GenBank genome assembly. NCBI's taxonomy places the organism in Eukaryota, Dinophyceae, Suessiales, Symbiodiniaceae.
AUGGCGGCGCCAUCGCUACGCCAUGCCGACGUGGUGAGCAGAUGUCUCGGCAGGUCCAACGGCUUUGAUCCGAGUUGUUGCGGCGUGGCUUUAUCAGCAGAGGGGCUUACGGGAGACUCAGCUAAGGCUCGCAAGCAGCCGGGCAGCCCGGCGGGCGUGGGCUUGGCAAAGCGCGAUUUGGAUGCAGUUGGCUUGGACGACAGCUCGUCGGAUGGUGCUCACGACUCUCUCUUGGAGGAGGGUGACGAUAUGCACGGCCUUCACCACCGCAUGAUGGACAUUCAAAAGGAGAAAGCGGAUCUCGAAAUGCAGCUCGCGCGAUGGAAGGCAAAGGCUGACAAGCUAGAUCAUGAAAUCAAGCACUUGGAGGGGAAAGAGAGGAUCAUUGCAGACAGGCUUGACAACCACAGCUCCCAGUCGGACGCGGAGGAUGAUACUCCACCUGGGCCAGAAUGUGUUCACUUUGUUGAUGGCGCGCUCUUCAAUGCCUUUUCCAUGUUCAUUGUCUUCAUCAACGUGGUCAUCAUGGUCGGCAAGCAAUAUUGGGAUCCACUGAUGAAAAUCUCGGGCGCCUUGUGGUGGGUGGAUCAGGCCUUCUUGGUGUUCUACAUCGUGGAGCUGGGUCUGCGAUUCACAUUGUGGCAUGACCAGCUUCUUCUCCACCGCCCAUGCAUGAAGACGUGGCCCUACUGGCUGGAUACCAUCAUUGUGCUCACUUCUAUCAUCGAGCAGUGGCUGCUGCCCUGUUUCACGGACGUCUCGGGCACUGGGUUCGGCGCACUGCGGAUCUUCAGGAUCUUCCGCUUUGUUCGCAUCCUCCGCGUUUGCGGAAAGGCUUCAUCGACGGCAGACUGGGCGGACAACGACCUCUUCGUGGCAUUCAUGAUGGGUGUGAUCUUUCUCAAUUGCAUCAUGAUGGGCGUGCAGGAAGACUUCCCCGAUUGGAGUGGCUGGGGCUACUGUGAGAACAUCUUCCUGGGUAUUUUCGUCUUUGAGCUGGCCAUCCGAUUGGCCCACUUCGGCUGGGCCUUUUUCUGCAACGAUUCGAUGUGGAUCUUCAAUUGGCUUGAUUUCAUCAUUGUGGUGGGCGGCGUUGCUGACGAGUGGAUUAUCCCCAUCUACAACUUCCUGGCAUCGAACGUCGGGGCUGCAGAGCAGGAAACAACUCUCGGAACUGUCAUGAAUAUGUUGCGGGUAAUGCGGCUGGUACGGCUGCUGCGGUUGAUCCGAUUGGUCCGCAGUGUGCCCCCUUUGUACAACCUGCUCAAGGGCAUCCUGGAGGCUAUGCAGGGCAUGCUGUGGCUCCUGAUUUUGACUGUCGCGGCGCCUUGGCUUUGA